AUGUCUGAUAAAUAUAAGCGUUCUAGAGAUGCAAAACCUACAAGCCUAGCUGAAAUCAAAGCUCUAAUAGGUUUAUUAUAUUUAGCAGGUCUUCACAAAGGCAGUCGACUCAAUACUGAAGAUCUAUGGAGUCGAGAUAGUUCUGGGGUUGAUAUGUUUUGGUUGACCAUGUCGUUGCAGAGAUUCCGUUUCCUGAUGCGUGUUAUCCGCACUGUCGACAAAGAAACAAGGGAGGAACGUAGAAAAUACGACAAACUGGCACCUAUUCGAGAAGUUUUUGAUUCUUUUGUAAGAAAUUGUCAAAAACAUUAUACCGUCUCCGAAUACGCGACAAUAGAUGAGAAACUUGAGGCAUUUAGGAGUUGCUGCGGUUUCAGGCAUUAUAUGCCGUCGAAGCCAAACAAAUAUGGUAUCAAGAUUUUUGCACUGGUAGACGCCAAUAUGUUUUACACUUUAAAUUUAGAAGUGUACGUAGGGGCCUUAUCGACAAAGCAACGAUCCUAA
Molecule: messenger RNA, 504 nt
Organism: Acanthoscelides obtectus
Lineage: Eukaryota; Metazoa; Arthropoda; Insecta; Coleoptera; Chrysomelidae
Source: the annotation of a GenBank genome assembly